CCGCCGCAGCAAAGGUCGCAGUACCAGGAAUGGCAGCCGCAGCAGCAAAGGCAGCCGCAGCAGUCGCACCAGCAGCGGCAGGAGCAGCAGCACCAGCAGCAAAGGCAGCCGCAGCAGCAGCAGAAAAGGCAGCAGGAGCAGCAAAUGCAGCAACAACAGCAAACCCAGCAGCCACAGCAACAGCAGCAGCAAAUGCAGCAGCCACAGCAGCAGCAAAUACAGCAGCCGCAGCAGCAGCAGCAUCGCCAAAUGCAGCAGGAGCAGCAGCAGCAACACCAGCGGCAGCAGCAACCACAGCAACAGCGACUGCAACAGCAGGAGCGACAGCAGCAACAGCAGCGGCAACAACAACAACAACAGCAACAGCAGCAGCAACAGCAACAGCAGCACCAACAGCGACAGCAGCAGCAACAGCAACAACAGCAGCAACAGCAACCGCACCAGCAACCGCAACCGCAGCAGCAACAGCAGCAGCAGCACCAGCACCAGCAGCAACAGAUGUCUGCGUCCCAGAACUGGCCGAAUAACGAGCCAGAACAGCAGCAACUGCAACAGCAGCAGCAGCGGGAACAGGAGCAACAGCGAAAGCACGGUGCAUCACGCUCUAUAUUACAAGUUUCCGCUGCUCUCAUGAACACAGUUGCAACAGCAGCACCAGCAGCAGCAGCAGACGUAAGUGCAACAGCAGCAGCAGUAGCGCCGACACCAGCAGCAGCAACAACAGCAACAGCAGCAGCAACACCAACAGCAGCGUCAACAGCACCAGCGAUAGACGAACAGCAGCAGCAGCGGCAGCAGCAGCAGCAGCAGCGACAGCAGCAGCUGCAACAACGAGAAGAAAGGGGAUCAUCAUCGGCAGCAGCAUUCGAGGCAGCUACAUUAUAUGUGAGUGCCUGUAGAUUAUUUCUUGGUUGUAAUCAUGUAAGUCGGAGUGGACCAGAGGAAGAAACGGAAAAAGAAGAGGAAGAAGAAGAAGAAGGAGAAGAGCAGCAGCAGCAACAACAACAACAACCACAACUGCGCCAAGUGCAAAGGCAGCAGCAACGACAGCAGCAGCAACGGCAGCAGCAGCAACGACCGCAGCAGCAACGACAGCAGCACCAGGAGCAGAGGAAGGGCAGAAACAUGCCAGAAGCGCGAGAACAACAGCAGCAAAAGCGGAGUCAACAGCAGCAGCAGCAGAACGAGCAGCAGCAACAGCAGCACCAGCACCAACAGCAGCGGUGGUACAAGGGGAAGAGCUGGCGACAGCAACAGGAACGGCGGCAGCAGCAGCAGCAGCUUACGAAAAAGCAGAAGCAGCAGCACCCGCAGCAGGACUGGGCUGAACAGCACCAGAGGCAGGAAACAGUGAAGGAGGACGAGAAAAAGAAGCAGCAACAGCAGCAGCAGGAGGAACGACAGGAGGAGGAGAAGCACCUGCAGCAGCGUGUGGAUUCUGAAGCAGAACAGAACAAGCAGCAGCAGCAGGAGGAGGAGCAGGCGCAGCAGCGGGAGAAGCAGGAGGAGAGGUAUAGGAACACGAAGGAACGAGAACCACAGCGGCAACAGCAGCAGCAGCAUCCGAACAAAGAACAAGAGGAGAAAGGAGAAGAAGUAGAAGGAGAAGAAGAAGAAGAAGAGGGAGGGACAUACACGCGGCAGCAGCAGCAGCAGAAUCAGCAACAGCGGCAGCAGCAGUACCUUUUCAAAAUCCGACAUCAAGAUGAACAUAACAGUAUAGACGUACAGCAAUUACAAACACAAAACAUGAAAGAAACAGAAACUGAGAGAAAAUCCGAAGAAGAGAAAGAUGACGAUGACGAAGAAGCAGAAGCACAAGAAGCGGAAGAACAGGAAGAG
Messenger RNA from Rangifer tarandus platyrhynchus (Svalbard reindeer), 1842 nucleotides. The record is from the annotation of a GenBank genome assembly. Lineage: Eukaryota; Metazoa; Chordata; Mammalia; Artiodactyla; Cervidae.